Messenger RNA from Polypterus senegalus (gray bichir), 1501 nucleotides. Its product is annotated as ankyrin repeat domain-containing protein SOWAHD. Bases 253 to 1206 code for a protein of 317 amino acids. The record is from RefSeq and is a predicted model, not a curated record. Gene Ontology annotation, molecular function: protein binding. The transcript is spliced from 13 exons. NCBI's taxonomy places the organism in Eukaryota, Metazoa, Chordata, Cladistia, Polypteriformes, Polypteridae.
UCUAUUCCUGCUGCGAGUACAGAACGACACGGGCCAGCAGCUGUUAGAGUAAAGCUGCAGAUAAUCAGUGGGAGAAGCGGUGAAUCUAAACAAAAAAUAAAUAAAAAGCAGCACCCUCCUCCCCGCGGAAUGAAUCAAGGUGAAGACAUGCAUGCGCCGUAGGCCGUAAAGGGUCAACAGACAGCGGGGACAGGCGGCGAUCGAGGCGAUAAGGGAAUAAGAAACUUUGCUGCAGUCCUUUCAGAAGUCACCAUGGAUAAAAAAACAGAAUACAAUGUUCUUAAGAAGAAAAUUAAGGAACAGCACCUUGGGAUCACGGCAGGUGGUGAUUCUAGGUCAAUGUUAUCAUUGGCCUUGGAUUGUGAAAGCCUUUGCACGAGUGAUGAGCAGCUAACAUCACACCCAGAAACAUAUAACAACAGCAUGAGCUUUUGGGGAGACACCCCUAUCAUCACAGUCACAGAAGAUUCCGUUUUUUCUGAUCCUCUAGAACAGAAGAAACUAUCCCUAGAGGGAGAGCAGGUCAGCCUCUGCCAGAUUAAGGUUGAAAUGAAGGCGACCAAAGACAAAGAGAUGGGGCCAGAGUUUGCACUUAAGGUUCACCAUGAACAUGAAGAUGAAGUUAUGGGGACCAUAAGGUCCGCCAAUGACGCACUAGACCCUUUGGAAAAGGAGUGGAUUUAUUCUGCAGCCUGUGGAAGGCUCCCAGUGUUAUCUCACCUCUUAGAGCAGGAGCCAAAUCUGGUGCACAAAAAGGAUUUCACCUCUGGGACAGGACUGCAUUGGGCAGCUAAACAUGGAAAAGAGGACAUGGCCAUUCUGCUGGCCAAUGCUGGAGUGGAUGUCAACACCAGAGCUCAUGGAGGCUAUACAGCACUACAUAUUGCAGCCCUGCAUGGUCAUUCUCAUAUCAUGAAGCUUCUUAUUGAUGUCUACGGAGCCAAAGAAAAUCUACGGGAUUAUAGUGGCCGUUUGCCUCACCAUUAUCUUAAAAUGCAUGAAUUGCAGGGCGAUGCAGAAUUCACAGUCUCUCAUGCUACUGAGCGCAAAAACAAAAAGUUGCCCACACUGUUCUUGCACAGGAGCAGUGGGACCUCGAAAAAGAAGUGGGGUUCUGCAGAAGAUCUGUCUAGUACAGAUGAAAGGGCUGGAACAUCUCAGACAUUGCUGUUGCCUCCUUUUAGGCCCAGGAAAUUCUCCAGAUAGCAGAAAUCCUCAAAGCAAAACUGUUUUUUAUGAAAACCAUUUUCAUAAUAGUUAUUUUACAAGUUUUUGUACCAAAGCUACAUUUUUUAAGUGCAAAUUCCAUUUUAAUGUUUUAAGGUUUGCUAAUAUACAAUUUUAUUUAUAAAUUACCUUUAUAUAUGUCAGUGUUUGUAUGUUAAACCAAAUAUUCCUACAUUUAUAAUAUUUAUUUUAUAUAAUCAUUACUGAUUUUAUGAUGGAUGUAUUUGUCUUUUUGUUAUAAUUGAAGGCUGCAAUACACAUACAUUGUUCAAAA